Trypanosoma theileri is the source of this 1119-nucleotide messenger RNA. Its product is annotated as kinetoplast DNA-associated protein. Lineage: Eukaryota; Euglenozoa; Kinetoplastea; Trypanosomatida; Trypanosomatidae. The record is from RefSeq and is a predicted model, not a curated record. The annotation marks the transcript as partial. The transcript has a single exon.
AUGCAUGUUGAUGCUGUUACUGUGCUUGACGACAUCAGACGAACAGGACAACUGAUUGAGGAAUUCCAUCGUCUGAGGAAAUACGGUGGAAAUCGGGCGGCGUUGGAGCGCAUAAAAGUUGAAAUUCGUAGACUUAAGGAAACACAGCGUACAUUCCUUGAGUUAGAGAACACACGGAAAAAAAACUAUGUUCAACAUGAUGGUUUCCAUGCAUCAUCAACUCGAAGUGAUGGACUUAUGAUAACUCCACGUUCUCGUUCUGAACCACGAGAAUGUGAGGAAACGGAUGCCUUGGUACAUAUAAAAAGGAACGGAAGGACCUCUAGUGUUACUCGGACACUAAGGGAAGAACCAACUGAUUUAGUUAGGCAGAACAAAAAAAAUCCACAGUUACCAAAGACAUCAAUUCAAGCCGUGGUGUCAUCAUUUGAUCAUGGGGAAGAAUAUAGAAGACAUUGCUCUGUUGUCUUCGCUGUCAUUCUAGCAGAGGCACAUACGCGACGUGAAAUCAUACAUAAAUACGAUAGACGAAGAAUCAAACUCCUAAGUAACUUCAGAGAAGGAAGCAUCAUUAUCGCCUUAUCAAAACCACAUCAAGGUCAUUCUUUCAGCGCACACGAUGAAUUCGCAUAUAAAAUGGAAGGCUUAUCAUCACAACAUGAAUCUCAAUCAUCACACAGAAUUCAACAGCGACACUUACCACAGAGUGCCACAGCUGCCUCUGGAACACCAAUAGAUGACGAAUGUAACAGUAAUAAACAACAUGAACAAAAUAGAAGAAAAAUAAUCAUAGGACACCUUUAUGGUAAUAAGCGCUUAAAUGAACAGGCAAAAGAAAGUGAACAGAGCACUGCCACAGCAGUUCAACGAAUGCCUGACGAUGAUGGAGUCAGAUACAGGGUACAAGAAGAACAAAACAGACGUAACGCAGAAAUAGAAGUCCGGCGCAAGGCAGAAGAAGAAGAGGCCAGGCGCAAGACUGAAGAAGAGGAAGAGGCCAGACGCAAGGCUGAACAAGAGGAAGAAGCUAAACGCAAGGCUGAACAAGAGGAAGAAGCCAAACGCAAGGCUGAACAAGAGGAAGAAGCCAGGCGCAAGGCUGAAGAAGAAGAAGAAGCC